AUGAUGAAGUAUUUUGUGGUAGCAUUCCUCUUGAUUGAGUUAAUCACAGCACAGAAGCUUCCUAGAAAUCCAGCCCCCCCUACAUGGUUGACAAUAACUGGUAAACAGCCUGCUGUGAUAGCAAGGGGAGGGUUUUCAGGAUUGUUUCCUGAUUCGAGUCGAUAUGCAUAUGACUUUGUGUCACAAGUGAGCUUACCUGAUUCCAUUUACUAUUGUGAUCUGCAACUUACCAAGGAUGGCGUAGGCUUCUGCCAAACAGCGUUAAAUCUUGACAAUUCUACCAAUAUAGCCAACCUCUUCCCGAAAGGCCAAAAAACAUACAAUGUUAACGGAAAAGAUAUUCGUGGAUGGUUUGCUAUUGAUUAUUUUGCAGAUCAGCUUUUACCUAAUUUAACCUCUGUCCAGAAUGUACUGACUAGACCCAAUGCUUUUGAUGGUCAAGAAUUACUCCUAGUCGAAGAUGUGACCUCUAUUAGCAAACCACCUCCAAGAGUCUGGCUGAAUGUUCAGAUUGACUAUAUUUUAUGCCUUUUUUUUUGGCAGUAUGACCUGUUCUACAACCAGCACAAAAUCAGCCCAGCAUUAUACCUUCAGGAUUUGAGAUUUGCAGGAAUCAAUUACAUAUCUUCUCCUGAAAUUGGCUUCUUGAAAAGUAUAGGAGCUAAAGUGGACAAAGUCCGGACCAAACUUGUUUUGAGGUUUCUAGAACCUGAAGCAAUUGAACCUACAACCAACCAGUCAUAUGGUGAGAUAGUGAAAAACCUUGCGGCUAUAAAGCCAUUUGCUUCAGGCAUUCUGGUCCCCAAAACAUAUAUAUGGCCAGUUAACAAGGAAAUGUAUCUUAUGCCACCUUCUACUCUUGUGACUGAUGCUCACAAACAAGGCCUUGAAGUAUAUGCUUCUGGGUUCGCCAAUGAUUCCCCUGGCAGUUAUAAUUACAGCUAUGACCCAACAGCUGAGUACUUGCAGUUUAUUGAUAACGGUCAGUUUUCCGUUGAUGGUGUGCUCACAGACUUCGCUCCUACAGCAUCUGAAGUAAUUGCGUGCUUAGCACACAACAAAAAUGCUAGCAAGCCUAAGAAAGGGCACUCUCUAAUAAUAAGUCACAAUGGUGCUAGCGGAGACUAUGCAGGAUGCACUGAUCUUGCAUAUGAGAAGGCGGUCAUGGAUGGGGCUGAUAUAAUUGACUGUUCAGUCCAAAUGUCGAAGGAUGGUGUAGCAUUCUGCCUCGAUUCAGCUGACCUUUUGGGCGAUACCACUGCCAUCAGUACCUUCAUGUCUCGAUCCUCCAACAUCCCUGAAAUCCAACCCAUGAAAGGAAUAUUUUCAUUUGAUCUCAUUUGGAGCGAGAUCCAAAGCUUAAAACCACAACUGACGAGCCCACUGUCACAAGAUAUGGGAGGCUUGCCAAGAAAUCCAGCAAAUAAGAACAAGGGCAAAUUCUUAACCCUAGCUGAGUUUCUUGACUUUGCCAAGGCUAAAGCAGUUACUGGAGUUCUAAUCAACAUACAGAAUGCACCCUACCUAGCCUCAAAGAAAGGUCUAGACAUAGUAGGUGCUGUCACCACUGCCUUGAGCAACGCCACAUUUGACAAGCAAUCGACCCAGCAAGUUAUGAUCCAAUCAGAUGAUACCUCGGUGCUGGCAAAGUUUAAGGAUUUCCCAUCAUACCAAAGAGUCUAUGAUAUCAUGAACAUAAUAGGUGAUGCCCCAAAGCCAUCGGUGGAUGAAAUCAAGAAAUACGCAGAUGCUGUUGAUGUCCGAAGGCCCAGCAUUUUCAAAAGCAUAGCCUUUAUCCUUAGUAACUUCACCAAAGUCGUCGAGGAAAUGCAUGCAGCAAAUAUCUCUGUAUAUGUCUCCCCUCUAUACAAUGAGUACACCACCUUGGCAUUUGACUUUUUUGCCGAUCCUUUGGUAGAGCUAUCCACCCUUAUUAAGGCCCUCAAAGUUGAUGCAGUAGUGACUGACUACCCGGCUACAGCCAAUGCUUAUUUGAGUAAGUCUUCUAACUCCUGUCCCUCUUUCCCUAAUUUUGUCAGUUCCUAAUUUAAAAAGUCCAAAAAUUUUAUUACCACCACUUCAGAAGAUUUAUACAUUUAUCUUGCAAAACUUGAAGGAAGCCCAUGCUCAGAUCCAAGAAAUACAAACCUAGAAUACCCGAUAAGUCCAGUGGAACCAGGGGCUUUGCUUGAAAUAGCUGCACCACAAGCACUUC
Molecule: messenger RNA, 2215 nt
Organism: Chenopodium quinoa (quinoa)
Lineage: Eukaryota; Viridiplantae; Streptophyta; Magnoliopsida; Caryophyllales; Amaranthaceae
Product: glycerophosphodiester phosphodiesterase GDPDL7-like
Exons: 8
Coding region: 1-2046 (681 amino acids)
Biological process (GO): lipid metabolic process
Molecular function (GO): glycerophosphodiester phosphodiesterase activity
Source: RefSeq, a predicted model, not a curated record